Messenger RNA from Culicoides brevitarsis, 4120 nucleotides. RefSeq names its product glutamate receptor ionotropic, kainate 2. Bases 471 to 3230 code for a protein of 919 amino acids. The transcript is spliced from 20 exons. The record is from RefSeq and is a predicted model, not a curated record. Gene Ontology annotation, cellular component: postsynaptic density membrane; plasma membrane. Gene Ontology annotation, biological process: monoatomic ion transport. NCBI's taxonomy places the organism in Eukaryota, Metazoa, Arthropoda, Insecta, Diptera, Ceratopogonidae. Gene Ontology annotation, molecular function: ligand-gated monoatomic ion channel activity; signaling receptor activity.
ACGAAAGGAUUUUUUUAUUAAAUUUUUUAACCAGAAUUUAUGAUAAUUUUUUAAGUGCUUUCCUGUGAAUGUGAAAAAUUUAAAAAAAAAGUGGGUUAAAAACCGUGAAAUGUUCCAAUAUCGAAGAAAAAUGUGAAAAGGGGCAUAAAAAGUGUUCAAGAUGCACCGCUACUUCAUCUAUAAAUAAAAAAACUCAGUGAAGAGUAAAUAGUGAGCGAAAGAGACUGUUUGUCUAUAAAAAUUGCAAACAACAAAAAAGUGAAGGACUUUCAAAUGUGAUUAAAAAUGGCGAUACAAAACUCAAAAGUGGAAAAAACAAAAAUGAAAAAUGUUGAAGUGAAUCAACAAACGUAUAAAUAAUAAUAAAGUAAUAAAAUUCAGCAACAACAAUUUGGUGGCGCGCGCGUACGAAUUGAAGCGGAUUGGAAACAACAACAACAAAAAAAAAAUCUACAACCCAAAAGCAAAACAUGAUAGAUAUUGUGCUGCUGCCUAUCUUGCGCUGUGAUAAAUAUUUUAAUAAAUUUUUAAUUCAUUUUAUUAUUAUCAGUGUGACUGUUUUAGUGAUAAGUACUGCAUUGCCACCCGUCAUUAAAAUCGGAGCAAUUUUUAGCGAAGAACAAAAAGAUAGUAGUAUCGAAGUAGCGUUUAAGUAUGCCGUAUACAAAAUUAACAAAGACAAGAAUAUUCUGCCGAAAACCACGCUGGUGUAUGAUAUUCAGUAUGUGCCAAAAGAUGAUUCAUUUAGAUCGUCGAAAAAAGCUUGUUUACAAGUUGAAUUUGGAAUCCAAGCGAUAUUUGGACCGAAUGAUCCGUUGUUGGGAAGUCACAUCCAAUCAAUAUGCGAGGCUCUAGACAUCCCUCACAUUGAAGCACGCCUUGACUUUGACACAACGCCAAAAGAAUUUUCUAUUAAUCUACAUCCGGCUCAAAAAUUCAUGAACAACGCUUACAAAGACUUAAUUAUAUAUCUCAAUUGGACCAAAGUAGCAAUAAUAUACGAGGAUGACUUCGGUCUGUUCAAGCAGCAGGAAUUAAUGAAGUCAGCGUCACAAACGCGCGCCGAAAUGUACAUACGACAAGCGGUACCGGAGACCUACCGUCAAGUACUCAAGGAGAUACGGCAGAAGGAAAUUUACAAAUUAAUUAUCGAUACGAAGCCGGAGCACAUUCAAAAGUUAUUCAGAGCGAUUCUUCAGUUGCAGAUGAACGACUAUCGAUACCAUUACAUGUUUACGACUUUUGACAUCGAGACAUUUGACUUGGAAGACUUCAAGUAUAAUAAUGUGAAUAUAACGGCAUUCCGCUUGGUUGACAUCCAAAAUCCGAGCGUGGCGGAUGUCGUGGAGCAAAUGAAGAAAUUUCAACCGAAUGGACAAGCUGGCUCAGAUGUGGGAUUACAAAUAUUGCAGACUGAGCCAGCUUUAAUGUACGACAGCGUUGCCCUCUUUGCUGCUGGCCUCCAAUCGCUGGAUCGCAGUCACAAACUGAAGCCCGUAAAUUUGUCGUGCGAACAGGAAACACCAUGGGAAGACGGCACAUCCUUGUACAAUUACUUGAACUCGGCAACCAUUAACGGUCUCACUGGGCGCAUCGAGUUCGAGGAAGGGAAACGUAACAACUUUAAAAUUGAUUUGCUCAAGCUGAAAAAGGAGAAUUUGGUCAAAGUGGGCGAAUGGACGUCGAACGAUGGCAUCAACAUCACCGAUCCGCAGGCAUUUUACGAAACCACAGUCACAAAUAUCACGUUGAUUGUGAUGACACGAGAGGAAGUACCGUAUGUGAUGGUGAAAGAAGACAAGAAUCUGACGGGAAAUGCACGCUUUGAAGGUUUCUGCAUCGAUUUGCUUCACGGUAUUGCGAAACAAAUUGGCUUUCAAUAUACAAUCAAGCUUGUGCCGGAUCGGAUGUAUGGCGUGUUUGAUCCAGAGACGAAACAAUGGAAUGGUAUUGUGCGGGAAUUGAUUGAAAGGCGAGCUGAUUUAGCAGUCGCUUCCAUGACAAUCAACUACGCCCGAGAAAGCGUCAUCGACUUCACGAAGCCCUUCAUGAAUUUAGGUAUCGGCAUCCUGUUCAAGGUACCAACAAGUCAUCCCACGCGAUUGUUCUCCUUUAUGAAUCCUCUCGCAGCGGAAAUAUGGUUAUACGUAUUGGCAGCUUACCUCCUCGUGUCAUUUACAUUAUUUGUGAUGGCCAGAUUUUCGCCGUACGAAUGGAAUAAUCCCCAUCCGUGUCACCGAGAAUCGGAUAUUGUGGAAAAUCAAUUUUCUAUCUCGAAUAGCUUCUGGUUCAUUACGGGAACAUUUUUGCGACAGGGAUCCGGAUUAAAUCCAAAAGCAACAAGUACUCGGAUUGUCGGCGGCAUUUGGUGGUUCUUCACGUUAAUCAUCAUUUCCUCAUACACGGCGAACUUGGCAGCCUUCUUGACAGUUGAGCGGAUGAUUACUCCGAUAGAGAAUGCAGCGGAUUUGGCAGAUCAGACAGAAAUUGUGUACGGGACGCUAUCCGGGGGAUCAACAAUGACCUUUUUCCGGGAUUCCAAAAUUGGCAUUUAUCAGAAAAUGUGGCGAUUUAUGGAGAGCCGGAAGCCAUCAGUGUUUGUCCAGACCUAUGAAGAAGGCAUCAGGAGAGUUCUUGAUGGAAAUUACGCAUUUUUGAUGGAAUCUACGAUGCUUGACUACGCCGUUCAACGCGAUUGUAACUUAACCCAAAUCGGAGGUCCCUUAGACUCAAAAGGUUAUGGAAUUGCAACCAGUAAAGGAAGUCUCUGGCGUGAUAAAAUCUCAUUAGCAAUUUUAGAGCUUCAAGAAAAAGGCACCAUCCAAAUCCUGUACGACAAAUAUUGGAAAAAUACGGGCGACGUGUGUAAUCGCGACGAUAAAAGCAAGGAAAAUAAAGCAAACGCCCUCGGAGUCGACAAUAUCGGCGGCGUUUUUGUCGUUUUACUGUGCGGACUUGCAUUUGCGAUUCUCGUUGCCAUUCUCGAGUUUUGCUGGAACUCGAAGAAAAAUGCUCAAACUGAACGACAAUCCCUCUGUUCGGAAAUGGCGAAUGAAUUACGUUUCGCUGUCAAGUGUCACGGAUCCAGACAACGUCCGGCGCUGAAACGAAGUUGCGCGAAAUGCAAUCCAUCGACAACUUACGUGCCAGGCACUUUAUCGCAUCUGAACGGCGAAAUUUUCCAAGAAAUGCAAAUGGUCGACCUGAAAAAGUACGGAAACGACACUUAGCGUUUUUCACCGCCGAUCCAUCGAAGUCAUCAGGGCGACUCGAGUGCGAUCGGCGGUAAUUUUUACGCAUCACAACGACGCCAAAUGAUUGUCUCGUCGAACAUCAAUCAUCAGCAGCAACAACAACGCAUGAUGCCCCAUACGUGCGGCACGUUACCAAUGAACUUUCAGCUCAGCAAAUUCGGCACGAAUAACUCGUGUUCGCGUCUCGACAGCUACGACGACGAUUUAACCGAUCUUUCGGCGAAUGUCGCACGCGAAAAAUCCAGUUUUCGCAUGAAAUCCUUCGGAUCGACCAAUUCCAUAUCACGAUAUCGACAUCAUCCGACAGCAGCGACGUCGCAUAAUAACUCCAACACCGCCGCGCUAAGUGCGAGUCAACAUCUACUGCCGAGCACUGUGACAAUUACCACCAAAGUUAGCUGAAAAGUACGAUUUAGAGACCAAUUGUGUUAAUGAAGACGUAUGAAAAAUUAGUCCUUAAGAAAUUUUCUUUUAAUUUCAUCCUUUUUCAAAAAAUUCUUUUCCUAAAAAGAGAAAAAAUCAAUAAUAUUGUAUAGAAAUCUAUAAAAAAAAAACAUUUUAUACUAAAAAAAUCAUUGAAAUUAUUCCUAUUUAUGUCGUACAAAAAAAAAUCCAAGAUAUAAUCAAAUUUCUUUCAUUUUUCUAAGCGUAGUUAGUAACAAAAGACAUGAAAAAAUUAAUAAAAUCACCGUUUUUAGACAAUGAUUGUUACAUAAACUUAAAAAUAAAUUAAAAUAAAAAUUUAGGAGUAAGGGACACGCGUAAGUUGACUGUUGUAACUAAUUAAGGAAUCAGAGAGAAAAACAUCGAAACAAAAAGGCCACCUUUUGAUUUAAAUUUGUAAAUGUGUUUAAUACUGAUCGUUG